Molecule: messenger RNA, 5231 nt
Organism: Carassius carassius (crucian carp)
Lineage: Eukaryota; Metazoa; Chordata; Actinopteri; Cypriniformes; Cyprinidae
Gene: bicc1a
Product: BicC family RNA binding protein 1a
Exons: 21
Coding region: 297-3206 (969 amino acids)
Cellular component (GO): cytoplasm
Molecular function (GO): RNA binding; protein binding
Source: RefSeq, a predicted model, not a curated record
UCCUCCUGACACGUGAAUGCUCCCGCAGGACCAUAAUCCAUCCAUGCAUCCAUGUCCUCUAACUAUAAUGUGUUCUGGUCCUGGAGCCAGAGGAAAAGUGGAGGGGUGAGGAAUCUAGGGGCAGAUUGAUUUUCUCGGGGGCAGUAACUGGCUAGAGGGGCUCUAAGGGACUUCAAAGGCAGGAUUGGAAAAACUUGCCUGGAAAUCGGAAUGUUUUUCUCCUAAUGUUGACUUGCCGUUUGCCUCUUUCACAUAUAAACCCCGUUUAGUAAGUUUGAAACACUUUAAGGCGCAAAAUGGCUGAGCCGCUGAGUUUCAUGCAUCAUGAUCAGGGCUCCAGCAGCGAACGGAGUGACGACUCACCGUCAGCCGUGUCUGAGGAUGACUCUAGCGGCCACUGCGGCCACAUCUCCCCGCCUGACCCUGACUGGACCGAGGAAAGGUUUCGAGUUGACCGCAAGAAACUAGAAACAAUGUUACUGGCGGCCAGUGAGGGGAGGAUAAAUGGAGGAGAGGAUUUUUUUCAGAAGGUCAUGGAUGAAACCAACACUCAGAUCGCCUGGCCGUCCAAACUGAAGAUUGGAGCAAAGUCCAAAAAAGAUCCACAUAUUAAGGUCAGCGGAAAAAGGGAAGAUGUGCGAGAGGCAAAAGAGAAAAUAAUGUCCGUUCUUGACACAAAGAGUAAUCGUGUGACCCUGAAGAUGGACGUAUCACAUACAGAGCACUCGCAUGUUAUUGGGAAAGGAGGGAAUAACAUCAAACGAGUGAUGGAAGAGACGGGCUGUCACAUACACUUUCCUGACUCCAAUAGGCACAGCCAGGGCGAGAAGAGCAACCAGGUGUCAAUAGCAGGGCAGCCGACUGGCGUAGAAGCAGCGAGAGUUAAAAUACGGGAGCUGUUGCCGUUGAUGCUGAUGUUUGAAUGCAGUGGUUUGGUGCAGCAUGUGGACUGUAGCUCUCCUGUAGUUCAGCAUAUCUCCCACACUUACAACGUCUCCAUCUCCUUCAAACCUCCCUCCCGUCUCUAUGGCAACACUGCCAUCGUCCGUGGCAACCAGAACAAUACCAGUGGCAUUAAGCGCGGUACAGCUUUGUUAUUGGAGCACCUCGCUGGGUCUUUGGCCAGCUCAGUGCUGGUCAGCACACAACUGGACAUCGCACCUCAGCACCACAACUUCCUUCUGGGCCGCAAUGGAGCCAACAUCAAGAACAUCUCCCAGCGCACUGGAGCCCAAAUACACUUCCCCGAGCUCAACACUCACAACACACACACAAGUCGCUCAGCCGUCUACAUACAGGGCAGCAUUGAUGCUGUAUGUGUGGCUAGACAGCAGCUAAUGGGCUGUCUGCCACUGGUGUUGCUGUUUGACAUUAAGGAGGAGAUGGAGGUGGCAUCUCAGGUCGUCACUACACUUAUGGAGCAGCUGGACGUCUUCAUCAGUAUUAAACCCAAACCAAAACAGCCCAGCAAGUCAGUGAUAGUUAAGAGCGUGGAAAGGAAUGCUGGGAGUAUGUAUGAGGUACGACGGAUUCUGUUGGGACUGGAGUCCAGCUGUGUGCCUCCUCCCAUCAACCAUGUGGCUGUUAAUGGACAUCCUCCUCCUUCCCCUCCCCUGAUAGGCUCCAUUGGACUGGACACCCUGGCUUCAGCUGGACUGAGGCUAAGCACUCUGGCUGGUCUUCUAAGGUCGUCUGUCAGCCCCAUUCCUAAUGGUUCCCCAAACCCAAACUGUGUUCAUAAUGGGCAAGGCUCUGUGUUAAACAUCCAGAAUGGAGCAGUGAACAGCUCACCGCACAUUUAUACACCCUCCAAUACACCUGAUCACACACAUUCACAUGCUACUGGUCACACAGCUUCACUUUGGGCCAGUGCGCUCAGUUCAGCAGCUAAAACAGCAGGGUUUUCCACAGACCUCAUGCUGCAGUCAGUGUCUCAGUCGACUCUCGGGAGUCUUCUGCUCUCUGGGGUCCAGAGUCAAGCACACAUUCACACACCAUCCCCUCCACCUGGACUUGCACCAAUACACAAACCAACGAGCGCAGAACAUCUCAACGGACAUCUCGCCAGUUCUAUGUACAGUCGAAUCUCCUCUGUAUCGCUGAACUCCGCCCACUGUGACACAUCCCAGGAAGUCAUUGGACACUCCCAAUCAGAAUCCAUUUCCAAUAAAUCUGCAGAUGAAGGCUCAGAUACAUUUGUUGAAGUGGGCAUGCCCAGAAGCCCGUCUCACUCAGCCAAUGGGAGUGAGCUGAAGAAGAUGCUGGCCUCUUGCACCAUGUCAUCAGGAAAACGACAAACGGUGGAACUUUUGCAGAGAACCAAGAACUCACUUCUUCAUGUUGAGUGUGUGUUGGCCGAUUCUGAUAGUGAGAAUCCAAUGGCUGACAAAAGAGCACCAGGAAGUGAGAGAGCUGCAGAAAGACGACUUGCACCACAUUUGCAGGCGUUUGACUAUGAGAAAAAGAAGCUACUGGCCACUAAAGCCAUGCUGAAGAAGCCAGUUGUGACGGAGAUUCGGACCCCCACAAAUACCUGGAGCGGGUUGGGUUUCUCUAAAUCAAUGCCAGCAGAGAGCAUAAAAGAGCUGCGCAGGGCACACCAUGUGCCAUAUAAACCCAGCAUAAGCACUACUUAUGAGGACUCUCAUCUCUCUGUCUCACACACUGGGAGUCAGGAGGGUUUGGGUAAUGACACCAAAUCCGGUAAUUGGGGGGAUUUGAAUGGGAACGUUAACAUCAAUGGAAACGGACUGCCAGGAAAUUCUGAAUUUUCCCCUGCUGUCAGCAGCCCAAAGAGAAUCAAGAACAAAUCUUUAGGUGAGCAGUAUCUCAGCAGCAGUAAUUAUAUGGACAGUAUCUCUAUGUCUGGCAGCAAUGGCUGCUCUCUCGGUUCAUCUCUCAAAGGAACAGAUCUCCCUGAGCUGUUCAGCAAACUCGGUCUCGGCAAAUACACAGACAUCUUCCAGCAGCAGGAGAUUGAUCUGCAAACAUUUGUCACACUAACGGAUCCAGACCUAAAGGAACUGGGAAUCACAACAUUUGGUGCUCGCCGGAAAAUGUUACUGGCGAUCUCAGAGCUGAAUAAGAGCAGGAGGAAGCUCUUUGACACACCCAACAUUCGCUCCUCCUUCCUAGAAGGCGGGGCCAGCGGUCGUCUGUCGCGUCAGUUCCACUCGGACAUGGCGAGCAUCAGUGGUCGCUGGUGAUCUUUUACCUGUGGGAAUGUGGACCACAAACCACUUCGUACUGGACUGGACUGAUUGAUACAGAAAAGGCAUAAAGCGAUGCAGAUUCUCACAUAUAAAAAAAAUGUGGGGAGGUGUUAUUAAGUUUGCUUUUUAUGCCUAAAUAUAUGGAAGGAAAUGUAUUAUUGUUAAGGCAAUGUGCCAUUAAUUUUGUCUUGCAUUUACCCUGGGUGAACAGGCAAAGCACAGAGUUAAAAACUAACCGUACUGUUAGCAAGAGCGCUUCAGUAUUGGUGUCUAGCACUUUAAUCUGUAAACUCUGCUGUUUUUGCCAGUUGGUUGUAUGCAGUGUCUGUCUUUUGUAACAUCGGACUGUCCAGUGUCAAAGCCAAACACGUGCACAUAUUUAGCAGGUAUUUCCAGAUCACACGCGAAGGUCAUCUGCUUGGUAAUCACAAUCAGCUGAUGCUCAUGUUGUUUACCAGACUGUUAUAUUCAUGUUCAGUUUAAUUACUCAUUGGUCAUCGUGGUAUUUUAAAUCUAUUUUAUUUUAUAGUUUCAUUAUGUUCUCAUAUUUUAUGUUAAUCUUUUAAAAGGCAUUAUCAGUUUACUUUUUUGUAUUGUUUUGGUUCUUUUUUGACAUCAUUUGUUUUUAUUGUUUAAUCUGUGAUAUGAUUUGACAGAACGUGUAAUAGUCAUCUCAACUACAUGUCAGCCAUUUUUUUGGUGUAAAUGAAGUCUUUUCUGAAGGAUUAGGUUUGGAAAUAUUAUCCAUAGAAUUCCACUGAUUUGUUUAGCAAAAUCUGUUUAAUCAGUAUUUACAUUUCACGUGUAGCACAGACAUCAGAUUUAAGCUGCAUUAGGUACUUUUCAAGACUAAGUGGGGUGUUUGUUGAAAGUUUGAUGUUGGCAUGUACAGUAUAAUUGGAUAUAUUUCCUUUGUAUGUGCAAACGUUAUGUAUCUGGUAGGUGUUUUUCAGGUUUGUGUGCAUAAGUAUGUAUGUGUGUUUGUACUUAUCCUUUACUCAUAGCUUAAAGCCAUAAAUUAAACUCAAGGGCUACUGUUGAUAAAUGUCUGAUUUUUCGAAAUACUUGUUUUUGACCAGCAAUUACUUUUUGUUAAUCAUUCUAUAAAGUUUUUUGUUGUUUUUCUUUUUCAACCUGACAGUUUAUAUCAAUAGAAGCAUUCACAGUAAAUGAGUGUUACCUGGUCUUUCAUUUGUUUACAUUUGUUAGAUUUGUAGUAUAUUCACGGUACAGCCUACUAAGAAGAAUGUAUAACACAUUGAAAGAGCUUUUUGAAACCAUCUAUUGGUAAAUACAUAAGAAACCAUGCUAAUCUCCUUUUUAGUUUGUUAGUUGUUGUUGUUUUUUUAUGGAAGGAAAAUAAUGACAGUUUCAGAAAUAUUGCACAGAAUGCUUGUGGUACUCUUGUAUUAUUGCUCAGUGAUAUUAUUAAAUGCGUAAUUGUAGGUCCAAAGUGAAAAUCUCGUAAGAUUCACGUGCAAAAUAUGGACUUUUCAGAGAUGCAUAGUACGGAGAUAAAAUUCCUCACCGCUGUGGAACCAGUGUAUAUGGUUACUGAGCUGUGUUUAAGAUCAAGAUUCAUAUUGUUUUCUUUGCAUCUUUCAAAUCAUGUGUGUUCAUUCUGUUAUCUCCACGCUUCAGCUGUUUGAAAAUGUUCUUUUUUUUCUGAGGGAACAACUGUGUUGUUCGGUCAUUCUAAUUGUGCUUCCUCCUGGAGUGGAGCAUUAUGGGAGAAUGUUUUUGUUUUGGAUGUGACGCUGGCAUUUGUAUCACAUUUAAAUCUUUGACAAAGGGAACAAUGUUCAUGUUUUUGCCUUGUAAGAAUGUUCUGUAAAUCCAAAUCAGUGUGUCUUAAAAUGGACAGAAGCCUGUGACUUUGAGUGUUGCCAGAGUAUUCCUCGCUGAAAGUAACAAAAAAGGGAUUUAAAGUAAAAGUGAAAAAUCAAAAAUAUUUGAAAUGUUUGUCACUGAUUUGUGGUUUUGUUCUAGAAAAUAAAAAUGUUUGCAAGCCAAAUCAAA